Molecule: messenger RNA, 1584 nt
Organism: Paramecium sonneborni
Lineage: Eukaryota; Ciliophora; Oligohymenophorea; Peniculida; Parameciidae
Source: the annotation of a GenBank genome assembly
UAUUUAAAUAAUGAUUCAAGACUUAUCGAAAGACACAAUUCAAUGUACUUACAAAAGAGAAGUAAAAGAAUAAGCACCAACACCACAUUCACACGUAGAGUUUGUUCCAUUCAAAAAAAUAUACGAUGACGCACUUGAUGCUGUAGGUCAUACACCUAUGAUUCGUUUAAAUAAAAUUCCCAAAGAAUUUGGUCUUAAAUGUGAAGUAUUGGUGAAAUGUGAAUUUUUGAAUGUUGGUGGAUCAUUAAAAGAUAGAAUAGGUGUAAGAAUGGUUUUAGAUGCUGAAAAAUAAGGACGCCUCGGACCAGGUAAAUCUCUUGUUGAAGCAACAUCUGGAAACACUGGAGUAGGAUUAGCAUUAGCAUGUGCAGUUAGAGGAUAUCCAUUGGUUAUAACAAUGCCAGAAAAGAUGUCUUAAGAAAAACAAGAUGUCCUGACAGGAUUAGGAGCUAAGGUUAUUAGAACACCUACAGAAGCAGCUUGGUAUGAACCUGAAUCAUUAAUACAAGUUGCUAAGAAAAUGGCAGCUGAUGAUCCUAAUGUUAUAUUAUUAGAUUAAUAUUCCAAUCCAUCUAAUCCUUUGGCUCAUUAUGAAGGUACAGCUGAAGAAAUAUUAUGGGCUUGUGAUGAUAAAUUAGAUGCUGUCAUUAUAUCUACAGGAACUGGUGGUACCAUUACUGGAGUGGGUAGAAAAAUACAUGAAAGAGUUCCUGCAUGUAAAGUGAUUGCUGUUGAUCCUUAUGGAUCAGAUCUAGCUAUGCCUUAAGAAAUCAAUCAAACUGAUAUUAAAACUUAUAAAGUUGAAGGAAUUGGAUAUGAUUUCAUUCCCAAAGUUUUAGAUAGAGUAAAUCAAUUUAUUAUUUUUAUAGACUGAAAUUGAUGGAUGGGUUAAAACUCUAGAUCUUGAUAGUCUUCUUAUGGCUAGGAAACUCUUAUCACAAGAAGGUUUAUUAUGUGGUGGUUCAUCUGGUGCUACUGUUUGGGGAGCUUUAUAAUGGGCUAAAUCAUAAAACUUCACAGAAAAUCAAAGAGUAAUAUAAUCUUCUAUUCUAUUUUAGAUUGUCAUCAUCUUACCUGAUAAUAUCAGAAAUUAUAUCACUAAACAUUUGAGUAAAACUUGGAUGAUUGAAAAUAAAUUCAUAUCUUAUGAUGAACUUAAAGAACCAGAACAUCCAUUAGCUGGAAAACCUAUUUCAGAUCUCAAUUUACAUGAAAUUUAACCUUUAGAUAUAGCUACAGCCACUGUUGGAUAAUGUUUAGAAUUCUUAAAAACACAUCCUGCUGUUCCUCUUUAUGAAAAUGGUAAAUUAUUAUCUGUUGUUUUCUAAAAAAAACUUUUAGCUGGAAUUGUUAACAAGAAAUUAAAUCAUGUAUCAUCUCUAUUUUAUAUAAUAGGCUGAUCUUGCUAAAAAAGUACAUUCUAAAGAAUUUGUUCUUGUUCCAAACACUCUUGAUUUAAAUUAAUUAGAGAGAAUAGUAGAAAGACAUGAAGUUGUAUUUGUUCAAGAUGAAGAUAAACUUAAAUAUAUCACACCAAGAGAUCUAUUGGGGCUCUUUGCAUGAUAUCUAUCAUAUAAAAUAACA